Messenger RNA from Cornus florida, 964 nucleotides. RefSeq lists its product as uncharacterized. Bases 84 to 734 code for a protein of 216 amino acids. The transcript has 4 exons. Gene Ontology annotation, molecular function: cytoskeletal motor activity. The record is from RefSeq and is a predicted model, not a curated record. NCBI's taxonomy places the organism in Eukaryota, Viridiplantae, Streptophyta, Magnoliopsida, Cornales, Cornaceae. Gene Ontology annotation, cellular component: myosin complex.
GCUUUAACCCAUUGACCCGUCUCUACCCACACUUCGUCGUCCAUUCGACACCGAAUCGCGGACGACUCAGACGCCUUCGAAAAAUGAAGCAAUCGAACAGGCGAGUCCAAAUCGGCGACGCAAAACCUGUUCGUUACGACGACGACGACAAUGGAGAAGAAGGCAGUUUAAAAUUACGACCCUCGGAUAGCAACGUCACGGAAGAUCAAGAGCCGUUCAUGGGGGUCAAGGUCCGUAGAAAAGCCUCGAUUCACAGGGAUUACAGGGGUGACUAUCUCGACGUCCCUUCACGACCCUACCUUAUGAAGAUUCUCGAGAAACAAGGUGACAGGCAAGUUCUAUUCGCAGAUAAAGUUUUGAAGUUUACUGGUUCAGGGAAGAUGAAACAACGUAUUUUGCUAAUUACUGACUUUGCCAUGUACAUUGUUGAUCCGGAGACUGAUGCACUUAAAAGGCGGAUAGCCCUGGCAGCUGUUGAUAAAAUUUGUCUGAGUGAACUAAGUGAUAAUUUCUUUGCAAUUAUCAUCCCAACCGAGUAUGAUAUACUCAUGGCUAGUACUCGAAAGACUGAAAUUGUAACUGUUAUAGGGGAUGCAAUCAAGAGCGAUUCUGAUUACGAACUAGAGGUGGCCUUCUCCAACAGGUUUGAGUAUCGUGCGGCUGCUGAGCUGGUGAAGGAAAUUAUGUUCGAGGAAGUUGAAGGUGGUGUGAGAACAAAAAUUGUGAGGAAGUGAGUUGCAGUUUGUCAUUCGUAUGGAUUGGGGUUGGUGGUGUUUAUAUAAAGUUGACUGAUUAUCAUUGCAAGCCGGUUUGUGCUCAGGUUUAAGUCCAACCGUUACAGAUAUUAUCGCUCAUUGUGUCAUAUUGAUUUGUUCUGUGUAAUUGUUUCGGCUACAAAAUCAAUUCCAUGUAGAUGUGUUUUUUGAGUUCAUUCAAUUCUAUAUAAAUUGUUUGCCAUUGAAAA